Daphnia pulicaria is the source of this 1163-nucleotide messenger RNA. Its product is annotated as serine/threonine-protein kinase/endoribonuclease ire-1-like. Gene Ontology annotation, biological process: IRE1-mediated unfolded protein response; intrinsic apoptotic signaling pathway in response to endoplasmic reticulum stress; protein phosphorylation. Bases 46 to 906 code for a protein of 286 amino acids. The record is from RefSeq and is a predicted model, not a curated record. Lineage: Eukaryota; Metazoa; Arthropoda; Branchiopoda; Diplostraca; Daphniidae. The transcript is spliced from 3 exons. Gene Ontology annotation, molecular function: ATP binding; RNA endonuclease activity; protein serine/threonine kinase activity. Gene Ontology annotation, cellular component: IRE1-TRAF2-ASK1 complex.
CGCCAUAAACAGUUGGCGAGUCAAGCAGUCAAGUCUUGGACGGUCAUGAGCGUGAGCCGAGAGAAGAUGGUGUUGACUUGUAUAAUCCUAGACAGGUACAAGUUGAUAGGGAGGGGCUGUUACGGGACCGUUUACCAAGGGACGUGGAUGAACAGAAAAGUGGCCGUCAAGCGAAUUCAAAUCGAAAACGUUGAAAACAACAAAGAAGAAGAAGCUCUGAAAAAGUUAGAUCACCCAAAUGUCGUCAAACUCUAUCACGUUGAAAGCGACAGUGAUUUCAGAUAUUACGCACUGGAACUGUGCCAAUUAUCACUGAGUCAACUAUUCAACGGUGACGAGGCCCAGAAAAACUAUCAAGGGAAAAUGCCGCCAGAAAAAGAAGUUUGCCUCCAGUUGGCCAAGGGAUUGGCGCACAUUCACGAAAAGGGAUUCAUCUACUGGGAUAUUAAACCCCAAAAUGUCUUCAUUUCUAUCCAUCCGAUUGAUGGAGGAAAUGUGUCGAUGAAAUGGGCCGAUUUCGGACUCAGUUCGCCACUCAACGACAGGGGAAGUUUCUCGACGACCGAGCACAACACACGGCCCGAUAAUUGGCUGGCCCCUGAAAUCUUGCAGAUGAAGGAAAAUUUCAAUCGGACGACGCCCCUCCGUCAAGAAGGAACCGUUAAAAGUGACGUCUUUUCCACAGGUCUCAUUUUCGGCUAUUAUCUUUUGAAUGGACGUCACCCCUACGGCUCACAGUUCAAUAUCCCCGCCAACAUUGUCAAUGACACGCCAGUCAAUCUGAAAGCCAUAGAAGAGCAAAAACAUCCCAUGCUACGCGCUAUCAUCAUGGACAUGUUGAAGAAAAACCCCAACGAGAGGAUUUCAUCGGCCGAUGUCAUAACAAGAAUCGCCAACAUUUCAUAGCAAAAACAAACAAAAAGUGAUCUGACUCGCAUUAAACCCUCCAAUUACGACAGGCCAUAGAAAAAUGAAUCUACUUUACUGCCUUUAUUCGCAAUCAAAUUUCCACAAAUGCUCCAAUUUACUAAGAAAAUUAAUUUGAUUCCUCCACAUUAUCUGUAUUGAAAAAGGACGUAGGCGGACGUAUGUGACGCGCCCCCAUUUUCUAUUUCCUGCGGAUGGUGACGAUAAAAUGAAAUAUUUAGUUGACAUUUAUCUCA